UCGCAGGAUAGCGACAAAGGUCAAGCAAGCUGUGUUUUUUGGAACACGUCUAGUCCUCGCGGUUUCUGGUCAGAAGCAGGCUGUCAUUUGACAAAGAGGAAUUCCAGUCAUACCACGUGCCAGUGCUACCAUCUGACAAGCUUUGCUGUGCUCAUGCGCGUAAUCGACAUACCAGACAAUGACGUAAUGAAGAAACACCAGUUUGCAUUGAGCCUGAUUUCGUACAUUGGUAUCUCCAUUUCCAUCCUGGCUUUGUCCAUAUCUUUUCUCACCUUCGCGUUCUUAAGGUUUAGAAACACUCGUCACCGUUAUUUUGUUCAUGCUAAUUUGGCGCUUUCCCUCGGUUUGGCGGAAACUUUAUUUCUGUUCGGCGUUACCAAGACUGAAAACAAGAUUGUCUGUAAAACAAUCGCUAUCACGCUACAUUAUCUAUUCCUGUCGUCGUUCUGUUGGAUGGCGCUUGAAGGAAUCGUCCUUUACCUUUUGCUCGUCAAAAUCUUUCGCACCAAGACUCGGUCAGCAAGAGACAAAGCUGUGUUCAUGCUGUGUGGUUGGGGUGUCCCAGCUAUUAUAGUUGGUGGGUCUGCUUUGUUGUUUCACGAAGGCUAUGGAACAGAAGAAUUCUGCUGGUUAUCUUUCGAAAGGCAUUUUACUUGGGCCUUUGUAGGACCGGUACUUCUCGUGUGUUUGUUGAACUUGAUUUGCUUGGGGAAGACGUUUAUGAUCAUGUCAAGUCGAGGAAGCAUAAAGGAUAGCGACACAAGCAUCGAGAAAAUAAGGUACUGGUCUAAGGGCUGUGCGCUACUUUCUUGUCUUCUUGGCCUGACUUGGAUUGUUGGAGUAUUUGUAGUCAAUCAAGAUACCAUAUUUAUGGCUUACCUCUUUAACAUAUUUAACACGCUACAGGGACUCUUGAUAUUUCUCUUUCACUGUGUCGGGGAUGAAAAGGUGCGCGCAGAGUAUUUACGCAUAAUCCGCUGUCAAACACGCUCGCAGGCCUACGGUACAGGUCGUCCCUUGUGGAAUAAAUCAGACUCAUGUAGUCGUUCUAGAACGUGGGAGGAACGACAUGGGAAAAACAGAAGAAAUACGUUACAAUCAAAUAUAGACUCUUCAAAGGCCACUCAUACCUCCAUUCAAAAAAGGACAAACAUAGUGACUGGCGAAGAUGACGUUACUUUACGAGAAGGAUUAAACCGACCAAUGGAAAUGAGUCAGAUGUAUGGAACAGUAGAAGAUGAUUGUGUGCAGAAUAAUGAGGGAACCGAGAAUCAGCCGACAACACCAACAGCCGAGAGUUUGAUUUAUAGAGGAAAUCAGCUAGAAAACUUUGAACCAGAAAUGAUACAGAAUUCCGAGGAAAGCAGGAGGGACAUUGUACCAGUUGAAACCGGUUUGACGUGUUCUUGUGAGAGUGCUUCACAGCCUAAUCUCCCGGAUGUUAUACUGAAUGACUGUAACAACCUCGACAAAACUAAAAACGAUUCCGAGGUCUGAAGAUUGACAAAAAAUGAGCAUCUAAUCAGCCAGUAGAGCAGGCAAUUUUACAUGUUUCUUUUGAAUGGAAUCAUAAUAUGUGUGGUGGGAGAGGAAAAAGAGAAACCUCGCUUGUGCGCAUGCGGGCAACAUGUGCUAACCAGCUUCCUCGCAGUAAACUAACUUCUAGUCCUACAAUGAGGGAUAUAGCUUCAAUAUUGGUGGAAACAGUUUACACCACAAAAUAUGAAAACUGCAUUUUUUGAACUUGGAAUUGAAAGCUAAAGAUAUUUCGCGGAGAAGGCAAUAAUGUACAAGAGCAGUAGAAUCGUUCUCAGCUUUCUGGGAAGGAGCUAGUUACAAUAAAAGGCAAGAUAUGGAAGUCCCUGGACUCACUGUGGAGCGAGAUUGAUAAUUAAUCGUUGGAUAAAUUUUUCGCACAAAGAUAAUAUUUGGUCCAAUUUUAUGGAUUAUGCGAGUAGCCGUAAAUUAAGAAAUUAUUCCGUUUUGUAUGAUGCAAAAAUAACGCAAUCUUUAUUUAUGUCAGUGGUGUUUUAUCUCCUUAUUAACAUAAAUUUAUUGAAAAUUAAACAUGUAGAAAUGAUAAAUUUGUAGCGUCUUUGACCUGUCUGUCAGCGUUUGUGAAGAUAAGAACUUUGUACCGUUUCCUUUCAAUCUUGGUACUAUAACUCAAGUUAGAAUUCAGUUACGUCAACCUUUUAAUGUUAGUAGUUAGUGUCUUUGUUCCCUCUCA
Orbicella faveolata is the source of this 2230-nucleotide messenger RNA. Its product is annotated as adhesion G protein-coupled receptor L4-like. Gene Ontology annotation, cellular component: plasma membrane. The record is from RefSeq and is a predicted model, not a curated record. Gene Ontology annotation, molecular function: G protein-coupled receptor activity; calcium ion binding; protein binding. Gene Ontology annotation, biological process: cell surface receptor signaling pathway; adenylate cyclase-activating G protein-coupled receptor signaling pathway; negative regulation of angiogenesis. NCBI's taxonomy places the organism in Eukaryota, Metazoa, Cnidaria, Anthozoa, Scleractinia, Merulinidae.